AUGCCACCUCAACGCACUCCGUUAGGUCCUAUAAAUGGGAAUUCACACCGUGGGAAGGACAUUACCCCAUAUACUAGAGGGCAGAUUAUUGGGGCGCACCGAUCGGGCAAGAGAAAUUGUUCUAUCGAACGCGAGUAUGGAGUGUCACUAGCAGCCGUUAAGUCGACCAUUGCUAACGAGAAUCACCAACCCGAGGGUAUUUCUAAGAAGAGGCCUAGCGGACCAAAGAUUUAUUCGGAACGGGACUGUCGAAUUAUGCUACGCAAUUUACGAUUACACCCAAAAAUGACUUUUGACGAGCGCCGGGCGGAAACUGGGCUUAAAUGUAUGAAUACUUGGAUUAAAGACCUUGCGCGUAAGAAUGGGCUACACCACUGGCGUGUAAAGAAGCGCCCCGAACUCACAGACGAGAUUGCCCUUCUAAGAUACGAAUGGGCACAAGUUAGAAGGCAUUGGGAUGUAGAAAGGUGGAGGAAAUAUAUGUGGAGUAAUGAGUGUUCGGCAGAGCGGGGCAAAGGCCAAAAGCAGAUCUGGGUCUUUGGAAUACCGGUUGAGAAAUGGAUACUAAAGAACGUCUCAACCUAUAAAAAAGGAAAAGGAUUAAGGAUUAUGGUCUGGGCAAUGUUUUGGGGCAAUGGAGAGAGGACGCCACUAUACAUUAUAGACCGUGACUUUGAGUCAAAGAAACAAGGGUACUCGGCAUCGUCCUACAUCGAGUACGGUCUCCCUUCCUAUGUCGAGGAUCCAGUAUUCUGGUCUUCAGGCACGGAAGGUUAUUGUCCAAACAUCGACUUAAACGCUAUUCUUGACGAUACAUCUUCUUUUUCUCAUGAGACACCGAUUCAAGAUCUCUCUCAUCCUCAAUUCGAACAGUUUGAAGACGGUUAUUUGGAAGGGCAUGUAAACGCCGCUCCAACAAUUUCACCCUUGGCACAUAAACCACACCUAUCUCAACUGCUACCACGCCAUUCACCAGCAUCAGGCUCAUUGAACGGGGCGAGCUCUGGAACAGCCCAAGUUACCCCAGAGCUUCCGCAAUCAAACUUCAAUCAACAUUUUCAAGUGUUCACUACUCCAACUGGUAAUCCACCUUCCUGGUUCAGAUAUCCAUCAUUUAUCAACGACAAAACAGUGAUAACUGCUGGCGGUUCUGUUCCUGGGGUCUCGGAGAGUACAUCAUUCCAAUCAAGUUACCAAUCUUCAAAGUAUCCAGUCGUAAGCCAAACACAGCUUGACACUGGCCUUGCUACCUUUGACAAAACAUUGGAAGAUCAAGUCCCUAGAGUUCCACUCCCUGAGCCUCAACUCCAGAACAACCUAAGUCUGAGCUGCAAACUUUGCAAGAAGAACUUUCGUCGCCCUUGUGACCUCAGUUAA
This is a messenger RNA of Glarea lozoyensis ATCC 20868, 1377 nucleotides long. RefSeq lists its product as uncharacterized. Gene Ontology annotation, molecular function: nucleic acid binding. The record is from RefSeq and is a predicted model, not a curated record. The transcript has 2 exons. Bases 1 to 1377 code for a protein of 458 amino acids. NCBI's taxonomy places the organism in Eukaryota, Fungi, Ascomycota, Leotiomycetes, Helotiales, Helotiaceae.